AUAGAUGAUUAAAAAAGAUAGAUAAGAAGUAGUAGUUAGGAUCAUAAUUAAAUAUAUGAUAUCUCUUUUUUUUAAUAAUAAUAAUAAUAAUAAUAAUAAUAAUAAUAAUAAUAGAAGUUUGAGCAAGGGUUAAAUUUUUUUAAAAAAUCAAUAUUUAUAUUUUAGUAGAUUUUGGAACUUUGAGAUUUUUUUUUCAAAUAUUAGCUAAAUUUUCUUAUCAAAACAAAUUUCGCCACAUUUUGAAACGACGUACUUUCAAAAAUCUAUGGUCCCAAAUCCUAAGAAAAGUAGUAGUUUGAUUUUCUUUUUUGUUUGAAUUUGAAUUUAUUCAUCACACUAUAUUUAUGGGAUGGUGGGCCCUGGUUACCUCGUACUUUUCAUACACGGAAGCAUGGUAGACAUACAGUCCUACAUCUACUUGAUCACUGAUUUCCUACUCCUAUUAGGCUACUCUUCCACUUCUCUUCAAUUUCGUCCUACUUCUCAUUAUGUUAUUUGGGUUUCUCUAUAAACCCCUUUCCUUCUUUUUUCCCUGCAGAGCUUUCCCUCUCCAACGGAUUAUACAUAUGUUCGUAAUGGACUUUACAAGUAGAGGCUCCAUUACAAGUAGAGGCAGAGCCUGGAUCGAAAAAAUUGGUGAAAAGCUGGAAAGUCUGUGUUCUGAAGUUGAUGCUCGAUCUCAGGAACACUUUGGUUUUGUCGAAAGCCAAUUGCAGCUGGCGGGUGCAAAUCUGAAACAAUUUUGUUCAGAAUUUAUUCAAGAAAUACUCCCUGCAUCUUUGUCAGUUGGCGAGGUGGAGACCAGUAAUUUAUCUUCAGAACGAAAUACAGAAGAACAACAGCCAGCUUCCGAGUUGUCGAACAUCAGUGUGCAAGAAGAUAAUAAGGAUGAACUUUCCCGUCCAAACUCGUUCUAUCCCGAGCUAGCGGUGGAAACUAUGGAAGGAUUGCAUGCUGAUUCAUCACUUCCGCCACAAGCAGAUAAGGUGGUGAAGAUGUCUAUUGAAGGUAAUUUGGAAAAGGCACUCUCUUUUUCUGGUAAAAGUUCAGCAGUAGUUGCUUCUACUGAGGAAACUUUAAAAAUGACAUUACCAUCUUGUGAGGGUGAUAAAGGAGUUGAAGGUCCUGCCAAAUCUUCAUCAAGUGCAUCAUCAGUUGAAUCCCUAGAAUUUGACACUUCUAUGCAAGAGGGGAAAACUAUAGAUUUCAUGGAUCUUGGUUUUAGCACUUCGAAUGGCCCAUCAUUAACUUGUUCAACUUACUCUAUUGAGUCACAAGAAGGUGUUGUUCCUGUUUUUGACGAAAUAAAUUCUAAUGCAGCACUUCCAGCAGUAUCAAAUGGAGCGUCUGUGGAACAUCCUGUAAAUGAACCAGCCAUUGACUUGGUUUCUGAAGUGGAGUUUGAUGGAAACUGUGUUCUGGUUGAUAAGGAUGAUGUGUUUUCAGGCUCUGAAUUCCAUGGAGCUCAAAUCUCUAACAAGAAAAAUCUGCCAAUGUUAAAGGUAAAACCAGGAAAGCAGAGAAACAAGGACACGACCAAAUGUGAGGAUCACAGUGUGGAAUUAGAGCAUUCAAAUGUAAAGUGCAAGACAGAAACUUAUCCAAAAGAGAAGUUGGAAUUGUCACAAGAAGGCUUUUGUGAAUCAGACUGGGAGAUCAUCUAAACAAAUCCAAGUGAAACUCCAGCAAUGUCAUGACAGUAAUUUAGACAAGGAAGCCUCGAGGAACAGCUUAAGGAGAUUUAAUAAAGAAGUGUCAAUGCUGUUUUGACAUUAGAUUAAUCUGUCUCUUAUUGACUGUGUUCUCGAGAUGGAUGUUUUAUGUUUUUUAUCGAUGAGUGUAUCAAUUUUCGCUCA
Messenger RNA from Capsicum annuum, 1856 nucleotides. RefSeq lists its product as uncharacterized. The transcript has 5 exons. NCBI's taxonomy places the organism in Eukaryota, Viridiplantae, Streptophyta, Magnoliopsida, Solanales, Solanaceae. The coding region runs from base 489 to 1664 and encodes 391 amino acids. The record is from RefSeq and is a predicted model, not a curated record.